This is a messenger RNA of Triplophysa rosa, 1927 nucleotides long. It is a transcript of the gene slc5a8, whose product is annotated as solute carrier family 5 member 8. The transcript has 14 exons. The record is from RefSeq and is a predicted model, not a curated record. Gene Ontology annotation, molecular function: organic acid:sodium symporter activity. Gene Ontology annotation, cellular component: membrane. Gene Ontology annotation, biological process: sodium ion transport; propanoate transmembrane transport. Lineage: Eukaryota; Metazoa; Chordata; Actinopteri; Cypriniformes; Nemacheilidae.
CUGCCCACACUGCAAAGAAGGUCUCCAGAACAGAUGUCUCUCUAUCUGUGAUCUAUACACAUGACUAGAACUGAGCCAUUGGAUUUCAUGGAGUAAAUGAGGGUCUCCAAAACAUUUUUCUAACCCACCUGCAACUGUUAAAUCAACAGGUCCUAUUCUGAAGUACACCAGGAUGACAAGUACACCUUCCUCAACAUCCUUCAGUGCGUGGGACUAUGUGGUCUUUACGUUGAUGCUGGUCAUCUCUGCAGGCAUCGGGCUGUAUUUCGCCUUCACCGGGGGCGGUCAGAGAAGCUCCGCAGACUUUCUGGUGGGCGGACGGAGUAUGACAGCAGUACCCGUGGCCCUGUCUCUGACAGCCAGCUUCAUGUCAGCUAUCACAGUGCUUGGGACACCAGUGGAGGUGUACCAGUAUGGCGCCAUCUUCAUACUCAUCUGCUUUGCUUACGUUCUGAUGGUGGUUGUGAGCUCUGAGAUUUUUCUCCCUAUCUUCUACAGACUGGGCAUAACCAGCACCUAUGAGUACCUGGAGAUGCGUUACAAUAAAGUAAUUCGUCUCAUCGGAACAGUCCUGUUUAUAAUACAGACAGUACUUUACACAGGUUUGGUCAUUUAAGCUCCGGCUUUGGCUUUAAAUCAAGUCACAGGUGUAGAUCUUUGGGGCGCUGUUAUAUCAACUGGAGUCAUCUGUACCCUCUACUGUACAUUAGGUGGCCUUAAGGCAGUGGUGUGGACGGAUGUGUUCCAGGUGGGCAUCAUGCUGGCUGGUCUCUUGGCCGUCAUCGUCCAAUCAGUGCUGCUGCAGGGCGGAGUCUCCACGAUCAUCAGUGACUCCACCCAGGGUGGCCGGCUUAACCUAUGGGACUUUGAUCCCAACCCACUGAGAAGACACACAUUCUGGACCAUCGUGGUGGGAGGAACAUUCCUCUGGACCAGCGUCUAUGGGAUCAACCAAGCUCAGGUGCAAAGAUACAUAUCGUGCAAGUCACUGUUUCACGCCCGGAUGGCCUUAUACAUUAAUUUAGUGUCGCUUUUGGCUAUUACAUUAUGUGCAGUAUUCAGUGGCUUGUGUUUAUACUCCGUUUAUAAAAAUUGUGAUCCAUGGACCGCCGGUAUGGUGUCUGCACAAGACCAGCUAAUGCCGUACCUGGUGUUGAACAUCUUGAAGAAAUACCCUGGUGUGCCCGGACUGUUUGUGGCGUCAGCGUACAGUGGCACUUUAAGUACAGUCUCCUCCAGUGUAAACGCUCUGGCUGCAGUAACUAUCACCGAUCUGAUGCGACCGUACCUCAGUCUGUCAGAUAAACAGCUCUCAUGGGCUUCAAAGGGAAUGAGCUUGUUUUACGGUGUUGUGUGCAUUGGAAUGGCUGGACUUGCAUCUUUGAUGGGAGGGAUGCUACAGGCUGCCAUUAGUAUCGUCGGAGUGAUUGGCGGACCUCUCCUGGGCCUUUUUUCUUUGGCUGUCCUGUUUCCCUGUGCCAACUCAAAGGGAGGACUGGCCGGGCUGCUGUGUGGGCUCGCUCUGUCUCUGUGGGUGUGCAUCGGAGCACAGAUAUACCACCCGCUUCCAGAAAACAACAGACCUUUGGAUCUCUCAACACAUGGCUGUAACCUUACAUUACCGGUAGAUGGCUUAAACUGGACUAUAGGGCCUACAGAAAGAACCAAAGAUGAUUUUGUACAGAAAGAGGAAAACCUAGACAGGCCGUGGCUGGCUGAUAACUGGUACUCUCUGUCAUACCUCUACUUUUGCCCAAUGGGUACUUUGGCCGUCAUCAUCGUGGGUCUUAUCGUCAGCGUAUUCACAGGAGGCAGACAGCUAAAACUGCAACCAGGGCUUACGCUAUCAAAAGAGGAUCUCACCUGUUACAAAGCCUACAAUGCACUCAAAGAAAAGGUGAAUAUACACUUUUAAUGCACAUAUACA